CCGGAUGCGCCAAGAGUGGAGAACAUGAAGGACCCAGGGUGGCGCACUACCUGAGCUCGACCGCCCGCUGUGCUCAGGGAUAGAGAAGGUCCAAUCUCCAGGCACGCUAGUCACGUUUGAGCUGGGCCUGGGGACAGUGUCAGAGACCAGACACCGGUCACAAAAUGAAGGAUGGACUUUUCUCAAAGGUUCGCACGGGCGAUAGCCGCUGCCCGACGUAAGGCAACACCAGUACCCGGCAGGAGCAGGGCGCCAAUCCACACAAACACACACCAGACGCUGGUGAGUCUGUUCCACCCUGGGAAAAGGGUUGGCCCCCCCGAGGGCGGGGCGGGGCUGCCCUAACCAAUGAACACUAAGAGGGGAGGCGGGUUCGUAAGCGAGAGCGAGACAGACAAGCUACACAGCCAGUAGAAGGGGAAGAUAAAGUUGAGUGGCGGAGAAUUCCCCCAAUGGCUUGUCGCGGUCUGGAUCCUGAGGUCGGAGCGGACCAUUCAGAGGAGUGGGGCCGGGCCUGUCGGCCGCUUGUUGUUGUCGGGCCGGGGGAGGCGGAGGUCGCUGUUUCGUUCGCUGUCUGGUGCGAUCUGUGGCGGUCAGCGGCAGGUCAGUCGCAAAAGCGAGUGCUGCAGGGGGGCGAGGCUAUGUCGCGGCUGCAGCCCGUAUGGGCCGGCAGGGCCUGGAGUAACGGGACGUCGCCGCGAAGCUUCUUCCCCCGGAUACAGUGCGGCCCGAGUGGAGGCCGCGGCGCCGCCCUCCAGUCCUGAGGAGCCCGCGCCGCGCGCAGCCCGUGCCGUCGUCAUCUCAGCACCGACGCUAAGCAACCCGGCUAGCCUGGCUUGAUCUAGCCAAUUCCUGGCAGGUAACAGGAUCCUUUCCCUGCCAGUGCUGAGCGCUCAAGGGCAGGUAGCACUGCACUAGUCCCUCUGGCACGAGAAGCCCCCGCCCAAAGGACAUGAAGCUACUGGAGAACUCCAGCUUUGAGGCCAUCAACUCGCAGUUGACAGUGGAGACUGGAGAUGCCCAUAUUAUUGGCAGGAUUGAAAGCUACUCGUGUAAGAUGGCAGGAGAUGAUAAACACAUGUUCAAGCAGUUCUGCCAGGAGGGCCAGCCGCAUGUGUUGGAGGCACUGUCCCCACCCCAGACUUCAGGCCUCAGUCCCAGCAGAUUGAGCAAGAGCCAGGGUGGCGAGGAUGAAAGCCCUCUGAGUGACAAGUGCAGUCGCAAGACCCUCUUCUAUCUGAUUGCCACACUCAAUGAGUCCUUCAGGCCAGACUAUGACUUCAGCACAGCCAGAAGCCAUGAAUUCAGCCGGGAGCCCAGCCUUAGCUGGGUGGUAAAUGCCGUCAACUGCAGCCUGUUCUCAGCGGUUCGGGAAGACUUCAAGGCCCUGAAGCCGCAGCUGUGGAAUGCGGUGGAUGAGGAAAUCUGCUUAGCCGAAUGUGACAUCUACAGCUAUAACCCAGAUCUGGACUCAGACCCCUUUGGGGAAGACGGAAGCCUCUGGUCAUUCAAUUAUUUCUUUUACAACAAGCGUCUUAAACGAAUUGUCUUCUUUAGCUGCCGCUCCAUCAGUGGCUCCACCUACACGCCCUCAGAGGCAGGCAACGCGCUGGACUUGGAACUGGGAGCAGAGGAGGUUGAUGAAGAGAGUGGACGUGGAGGCAGUGAAGGCAGGGCGGAGGAGACCAGCACCAUGGAGGAAGACAGGGUUCCAGUGAUCUGUAUGUGAUGCGGAAAAGCAGAGGUCUCAGCUUCAUCCAGCUUCGACCAAUGCCUGAACUUGUCUACCUACGGAGUUCCAGAGCCUCCCCAGAUGCUGGCUACACCCUGGCACUGCCGCCAUCCUGGCUCUGCCCAAGGCUAUACCUGCCUAGCCCUUUGGUUUCAGCCUGUGGACGUCCACUCACCCCUGCAGGCUCUUACUGCCCAUGCUGUGGCUGGAUUAGACAGCACAGGGCCGGCUAGAAAGUGACUGCUCUGCACCGCCAGCCUGCCACAGACAGGACAGCUGUAUCACAGAGUUUAUUUUUGUAUUUCUUAUUGGGCCUGUACACUCCAGCUCUAAGGGCCAGAGACUUGAGGCCCUGUAAGCGGUGCCCAGUGUUUUAUAGGGUCUGGUCUUGGACCCUGGUGCCCACUUUUGCCCCCCACCUUACCAGGUGGGCCACAUGCACUGAGUGUCACUUUGCUGCAGCUCUUUCAUUUCCAAUAAAAGUUUCUGUGACUCA
Chionomys nivalis (European snow vole) is the source of this 2228-nucleotide messenger RNA. RefSeq names its product MAF1 homolog, negative regulator of RNA polymerase III (gene Maf1). Gene Ontology annotation, cellular component: nucleus. Gene Ontology annotation, biological process: negative regulation of transcription by RNA polymerase III. The record is from RefSeq and is a predicted model, not a curated record. The transcript is spliced from 9 exons. Gene Ontology annotation, molecular function: RNA polymerase III core binding. Bases 953 to 1729 code for a protein of 258 amino acids. NCBI's taxonomy places the organism in Eukaryota, Metazoa, Chordata, Mammalia, Rodentia, Cricetidae.